Pungitius pungitius (ninespine stickleback) is the source of this 2774-nucleotide messenger RNA. RefSeq names its product outer dynein arm docking complex subunit 4 (gene odad4). The transcript has 10 exons. The record is from RefSeq and is a predicted model, not a curated record. Gene Ontology annotation, molecular function: protein binding. The coding region runs from base 97 to 1623 and encodes 508 amino acids. NCBI's taxonomy places the organism in Eukaryota, Metazoa, Chordata, Actinopteri, Perciformes, Gasterosteidae. Gene Ontology annotation, cellular component: cytoplasm.
CGGUUGCUAGGAUACCAGUUCACCGCAGCCGUCGGCGAGUUUGGAUUCCUAACGUUAGAUAUACAAAGUCAAGUUAUUGACAGCGUUAUAACACAAAUGUCGGACACGGAGGAAAAUGCCGAAGACCAACAGCCGAAGGGCGUGUUCUCCAAUUUGCUGGCGGAGGGGGAUUGGCUUUACAGCAAGGGGGAGUACAAGAAGGCCAUCAGCAGCUACACGUCGGCACUGGCUAUAAAGCCUGACGACAAGACUUGCUUUGUUGGCCGAUCCAAAUGUUACCUGAUGGUCGGACAAUCUCAAAGCGCUUUAAACGAUGCAGAGGCUUCGCUCACAGAGGACAAGUCCUUUUUCAAGGGAUUGUACCAGAAGGCCGAGGCCUUGUUCUACAUGGGGGAAUUUGAAUUUGCGCUGGUGUUUUACCACAGAGGAAGAAAGUUACGUCCACAAAUGCAAGAGUUCAGACUUGGUAUCCAGAAGGCACAAGAGGCUAUAGAAAACUCUGUUGGCAUUCCUGUCUGGGAUCUUAUAGGUCCUUCAGUAAAACUGAAGAUUGAGGGAGACUUGUCAUUUCUCCAAAAAGAUGAGGAGAACACACAGCCGAUUGCUGCCAUUCAGAAUCUGACAAAGCAGAAAAAACAGCAGACCCAAAAGAUCCCUAGGAGUGAGAAGACAACCAAGCGGCUGUUGGGAGAGUUUUACACGGACAAGAAAUAUCUAGAAACCCUGCUUAAAGAUGAAGCUUUGGUUAAAGGAAAGACAAAAGGAGGAGAGCAACUGCAGGACGUCAUUCAGGGGUACCUCUCAUACAUCGACACUUGCACCGAGUUCCGCACCCAGGAGAAAGCCCCCGGUGCACAGCAGAAGGAGAGCAAGUCAAGCCAGGACAGCAAGCCCCGACAGGAUGCACCCUCAGAACCUGCUCCGCUUCUGCUGGAGGGCCUGGAUGGUAUUGACGCAGAGUUGACGUCUGGAAACACAGAAGGGGGUCUCAAGAAAGCACAGGAACUCAUGAAGACUGUGCAGGGCUGGUCAGAGAAGGAGGUGCCCGAUAAGAGAGAGAUUUUGGGCAGCCUGCACAGUUGUAUUGGGAAUGCCUUGAUGGACCUGGGAGACAUGGACAAAGCCAUAGAGCAUCAUCAAAAAGACCUGGAGUUGGCGGAAGAGUGCAAACUCCCAGAUGCAAUGGCCAGGGCUCUGGAGAACAUCGGGCGGGUUUAUGCUCAAUUUGGAAGGUUCACACAGGCGAUCGAGUUCUGGGAGAAGGUGAUUCCUUUGGCCCGCGGUGGUCUGGAGGAGACCUGGUUGUUUCAUGAGAUUGGCUGGUGUCACCUCAAGCUCGAUCGUCACAAAGACGCCAGGGACUAUGGCGUGCGUUCAGUUGCUGCGGCCAAUGAAAUUGCUGAUGAAAAGUGGCAGAUGAAUGCCAAUGUUUUGGUAGCACAAUCGGAACUGAAACUAGGAAACUUUGAAUCCAGCGUGUCCCACUUUGAGAGAGCCUUGGCCCAGGCCAAACUGCAAGAGGACGACUCUGCUAUGAACGCCAUUCAGAAGGUUCCCACACUGGUCAUGUGUUCCCCUUCACAAAGGUUUCAGUUCCUGUUAAAAAUACAUUUUUAUUGCUGACAUUCAUCUUUUUGAUUUCAGGCCCUUGAUGAGGCAAAGACACAUCUACCACAAUGAGGAUGUCAUCAGGCAAGAUUUAUGGUGCUUCAAAGUGUUAAGUGGGAGAAAAGACCUUUGGACAACAGUCCUCAAAAUGAAAGACGGAAAAAAAAGGGAUCAAUAAAUGUAUUUUCACACACUGGUGUGAGUGUCUGCAUACAGGCCUCCUUGAUCCCAACUGAUACUAACUUUUCAAAAGUCAAAUUAUAAACAGCUCAUUAUGAAUCACACAUAAAGAUCAGGCGCAAGAUUUCAUCCCAAAACAAAUUGGAAUGUAAUAGUACAUUGUUCUACUUCUACCCUAUGCGCUGUUAUACAACUGAAACAUCUAAUAAAUAGAAAAUGCUUCACUUGAUAUACAAAAUAGAGAGGGAUUGAACCAUGCUGCACACUGUAGCUGCCAACCAGGAAGUCCCUUCAGCUUUUGAUAACAUAAAUACAGAGUUGUUCUUGCUUCGGGGAACUUCCCGUUUUUGCAUAUGCCAUCGGGCUCACAUUCAUUCACAGGUCUUUUACAUACUAAAGAUAGCGCCCUGCAGCGUUUAAACUAAUGUCAGUGUAUGGUUUGUGUGAGGAACAAACAGACAGUGGAUGUACAAAUAAUGCACAUUGCUUUUUCACCAGAAUGUCUAGCUGGAGGGAGUGUGGUUCUUAUCAAGCCAGCUGUCUGGGGACCGAGCGUUGAGUUACUGCUCUGAGUGGGACACGGUGGACCAUAAACAGUUGGAUGAUGGAGUGACCUGGGGGGCCCACUGUGUGGUGUUACUCAACGUGAGGGGAGGGACUAAAAUUCCAGCAGUCCGCAUAUGGAUGGGACCUUCCUUUGUUGGAAAUUCUAAUUAGGAACAGCAGUUUUUCACUUAACUAAACAGAAGUAUUUGUUAACAUUGAGGAAACAUUCACUGAUGCAUUGUUCAUUGUUCACUGAUACAUAUUCAAACCACUGGUGUCUCACUCUUUGUCUGUAAGGCCUCAUUUACAGAAUCAAAAAUCUGAAUUGUUUUUUAGCACAAAUGUCCACACAUAUAUAUAAACCCAAUGGGUGUAUACAUAGCUUAAGGAAAAUAAAAAAUACCAUAAAACUUUAUUAAUACAUUACAUAAAGGUGAAGG